AUGCAAAUUUCCCACAGGGUGGAGACUGAUCGUGCUUUGAGUCUGGCUAGUUUGGGACUAAGAAAUAUCGGACAUCCCCUGAGAAGGAACUGGAAACUGAGGACGGACCCUGCCUGGAUCUGAGCAGAUAUCAGUUUCUGAUGGAGCCCUCACCCCUAGAGCUACCGGUUGAUGCAGUGCGGCGCAUCGCGGCUGAACUCAAUUGUGACCCAACAGAUGAGAGGGUUGCUCUCCGCUUGGAUGAGGAAGAUAAACUGAGUCAUUUUAGAGACUGUUUUUAUAUCCCCAAAAUGCGGGACCUGCCUUCAAUCGAUCUGUCUUUGGUGAAUAAGGAUGACAAUGCCAUCUAUUUCCUGGGAAAUUCCCUUGGACUUCAGCCGAAAAUGGUUAGGACAUACCUGGAGGAAGAGCUAGAUAAGUGGGCCAAGAUGGGAGCCUACGGUCAUGAUGUAGGGAAACGCCCUUGGAUUACAGGGGAUGAGACCAUUGUAAGUCUUAUGAAGGACAUUGUAGGAGCCCAUGAGAAAGAAAUAGCUCUAAUGAAUGCUUUGACUGUUAAUUUACAUCUCCUGCUGUUAUCAUUCUUUAAGCCUACGUCAAAGCGGCACAAAAUUCUUCUAGAAGCCAAAGCCUUCCCUUCUGAUCAUUAUGCUAUUGAGUCACAGAUUCAACUUCAUGGACUUGAUGUUGAGAAAAGUAUGCGGAUGAUAAAGCCAAGAGAGGGGGAGGAGACCUUGAGGAUGGAGGACAUACUAGAAGUAAUCGAGAAGGAAGGAGACUCGAUUGCAGUGAUCCUGUUCAGUGGAGUGCACUUCUAUACCGGACAGCUGUUCAACAUUCCUGCCAUUACAAAAGCCGGACAUGCAAAGGGCUGUUUUGUUGGCUUUGACCUAGCACAUGCCGUUGGAAAUGUCGAACUCCACUUACAUGACUGGGGUGUUGACUUUGCCUGCUGGUGUUCCUACAAGUAUUUAAAUUCAGGAGCCGGUGGUCUGGCUGGUGCCUUUGUCCACGAGAAACAUGCUCAUAGUAUCAAGCCUGUGUUAGUGGGAUGGUUCGGCCAUGAACUCAGUACAAGAUUCAACAUGGAUAACAAACUACAACUAAUCCCUGGGGCCAAUGGAUUCCGAAUUUCCAACCCUCCCAUUUUGUUGGUCUGCUCCUUGCAUGCCAGUUUAGAGGUCUUUCAGCAAGCAACUAUGACUGCGCUGAGGAGAAAAUCCAUUCUGCUGACAGGUUAUCUGGAAUACAUGCUCAAGCAUUACCACAGCAAAGACAACGCAGCAAACAAUGGGCCAGUUGUGAAGAUAAUCACCCCAUCCAGAGUAGAGGAGCGAGGCUGCCAGUUAACGCUGACCUUUUCCAUUCCCAAGAAAAGCGUCUUUAAGGAACUAGAAAAAAGAGGAGUCGUUUGUGACAAGCGAGAACCAGAUGGCAUCCGUGUGGCGCCUGUUCCUCUCUAUAAUUCUUUCCAUGAUGUUUAUAAGUUCAUCAGACUGCUCACUUCCAUACUUGACUCUACAGAAAGAAACUAGCCAUCCUUUCUAGAGUAACUCAAGUAAAUCUCACUGAAACGUGCUGGAGUUUUAGUCAUUAAAAAGUAUCCAGAAACUGAUUGCAUAGAAAUGAUGAUAAUUAUAAAAACUUACAUAAAACCUGGUACAAGUUUUCAUAUCUAUGUCGCUGGGGAAUGUGGUGUCCUGUGGACUAGGAAGUCACACUUGUCAUGACUCCAACUAUAGAUGACAGUCUUGAUCACCUGUCACAUUCCAUGGUCACUGAAACAUUUUCUCUUUAAUUUGUGACUGAACUGACAACAUUACAAUAUAUGUGGACUUCUUGUAUAGAUAUUGGAAGCAUUGCUUUAAUUUUGAUACCAAAACAGUUUUAUUUUAAUACUUGUAAUUGAGUCAUCUGAAAUAUCUUUGAUAUUAUGAUGUUUCAUCUAAUUCCAGAAAAAGAAAACAGACUUUUUAAGUUGUUACAAUCUCUCUCUCUCUCUCUCUCUCUCUCUCUCUCUCUCUCUCUCUCUCCCUCCCUCCACCCACUUCUCUCCUGCCUACCCUCACUACUCUGUGUGUGUGUGUGUGUGUGUGUGUGUGUGUAUGUGUGUGUGUGUGUAUACCCAUGAUGUAAGUGACAAUGCAUAAAUGUUGAAGUUAUUUGGACCUGCAUCCCCAUGUGAGGCCAGAGGUCAAUCACUGUUCCAGUUUUUAUGUAUUUAUUGUUAUCUGUAUGUGUAUUUUGCCUACAUGUUUGUCUGUCAUGUCAUGCCUUGUCUAUAGAAGCUAGAAGAUGGCAUCAGAUCACUUGGGACUAGAAUUACAGAGCUUCUGUGUGGAUACUAGGGUUCGAAGCCAGGUCCUUUAGAAGAAUAGUCAAUGCUCUUUUCCUUUGAAACAUCUCUCCAGCCCUUCCUCCUCCUAUUUUGAUACAGGAUUUCUCCCCAAUCCUGGAACUCACUCCUUCAGGUAGUGAGGCUGGCCAGUGAGUCUUCAGAGUGUCUCUGUCUCUGCACACUGAUGAGUGCUGGGUUCCAGCUAUACACUGCUGCACAUAGAUUUUUAAGUCUACUGAGAUCUGAACACAGUCGUUGUGUUUGUGCAGCAACCACUUCAUCCACCAAGCCAUCCCCAGUCAUUGGUUUUUGAUGCCAAUACUGGUGUGCAUUUAUUGGCAAAGUGUUCUAAAUUUGCAUGUAUAAAGAGCAAAUUAUAAUGAUUUGAUUAACUUGAAUAAAGCACUCUCAGUCAGACAGACUCUUCCCUCCACCUCCAGUUUUCGAAACUGGGUUUCUCUGUGUAGUCCUGACUGUCCUGGAACUCACUCUAUAGACCAGGCUGGCCUCGAACUCAGAAAUCUGCCUGCCUCUGCCUCCCAAGUGCUGGGAUCAAAGGUGUGUGCCACCACUGUCUGGCAGACAGAUUCUUUGAUGCAAUGAAUAAUAAGAUAGAGACUGUGGCAAUACCUGGGAACAUACACAACACUCUUGUUUACCUAGCAUAUCAGUUCCAAGUGUUCCAUGCAUAUCUUUAUUAAUGUAGCAAAGCUUUCCACUGCUUUAUUUUACCUUCAUUAAUGGAGUGGCUAUCAUGAUCUCGAACCUCACCCUUAAAUGGAUUCCUAUGUGUGAUUGUUUUUGGGUCUCUCAGUGGUCUACAAAAAGGACACGGUUUCUAACUUCAAGGAACAUAGUACCCUGGAGCUCAGCCAUUAAUCAUGGAAAAAUAAAAUAAAUACUUAAUUAUAAUUAAUAGCACCUCUUAAUGAUGCCCUAGCUGGCUCUCUGUUGUUGGGCUAAAUGUCAUUCUGACUAGUGUUCCUUCAUCUUGACAUAGGCUAGACUCAUUUGGGAAGAGGGAACCUUUACUGAGAAAAUGCAGCCACCAGAUGGGCCUGUGAAGCAAGAUUGUGGUAUAUGUUCUAAAUCAAUGAUUGCUGUGGGAGAGCCCAGCUCACUUGGGCUGAUGCUACCUCUUGAUAGGUGGGCCUGGGUGCUAUAAGGCAGUCUAAGAAAGCUAUGAAGAAACAGUCAGUAAACAUUCCUCCAUGGCUUCUGUUUUAGUCUCUGCCUCCAGUUUUCUGUCCCACCUUCCUUAAAUGAUGACUCCCAGGCUAUAAUGUGAAACAAGCCAUUUCUUUCCAAGUUGCUUUUGGUCAUAAUGUUUUAUCACAGCAAUAGAAACCUUUACCAAGACAAAUGCCGUAACCAAAACUGACUUAGAGAUGAAGUGGUUUAUUUUACCUUAUAGGGUCCAUUGUUAAAGGAAGUCAGGGCAGGAACUCCAGCAGGAGAGGAGUUUUAAGCAGAAACCAUGGAGGCACUCUCCUUACUAGCUUGUUUGCAGGCUUCUGUUCAGCUAUUUCUCUUACAGAGAUCCCAGGCCCAUUUACCCAGGGAUGACAUGACUCACAAGGACUGGGCCUCCUAUAUCAAUUAACAAUCAAGUUAAUGCCCAUAAACAUGCCCACAGGCCAAUCUGCUGAAAGUAAUAUCCCAAAUGAAAUUCAGAUAAGUCUGGGUUGUCAAGUUGAAGGGUAAAAGAUAACUAGAGAGUUGGCACUAUGAAUUGGAAGACUUAAGGCUCUAGCAGGCCUUGCCUUUCCCCCAUCCCCUCCGUUUUGCUAAACUGUUAUAUUACAUUCUGAAAGCUAUUCACCAAGGUCUAUUCCUUUAUUUAGCUACUUCUUCCUUUUGAGGUGAACCACUAAACAAACCAACUCAUCCUAACACAAGUUUCCCGAUUUCCCUUUAUAAACUUCCAUUUGCCUAUGGGCCAUGCCUGUCUCCUCUCUGUUCAUGUGCAGUUCUUUGUCCCUCCAGGACAAGCAUUUCUUUUCCUCAACCCCCUUCUUCCUUUACCUUCUGCCUCAUCCUGUAUCUCUGGUCUUUGUCUCUUAUUGCUUGUCUUUUGUCCUAUGGGACAAAAUAAAUCUCCUUUGUGCUGAGAACUUA
Apodemus sylvaticus (European woodmouse) is the source of this 4456-nucleotide messenger RNA. It is a transcript of the gene Kynu, whose product is annotated as kynureninase. NCBI's taxonomy places the organism in Eukaryota, Metazoa, Chordata, Mammalia, Rodentia, Muridae. The record is from RefSeq and is a predicted model, not a curated record. Gene Ontology annotation, molecular function: kynureninase activity; pyridoxal phosphate binding. The coding region runs from base 141 to 1535 and encodes 464 amino acids. Gene Ontology annotation, cellular component: cytoplasm. The transcript has 14 exons. Gene Ontology annotation, biological process: NAD+ biosynthetic process.